AUGACUGAUACAUUCCUUGAAACGACAUGGGCAAGCAUAGAACCUUCAAUGAAUAUCAUUUUAGGUGAUGAGAAAAAUUCAUCAUUAGAUGCAAUAAUGUAUACAAACACUUAUACAAAUGUCUACAAUUAUUGUACCGCUUCUUCAAAGAGGUCACAUAUCAACGCACAGACCAACUCUUCAAGUGUGAGAUUAGUUGGAAGUGAAUUGUAUGAGAAAGUAAAAGAAUUCUUAAAGACCUAUUUGGAGAAUGCCAAACAACGGGACAAUGAAACUUUUCUACAAUAUUAUAUACGAUUUUGGCAGAGAUAUCUGGUUGGAUCAAAGAGACUAAAUGAUGUCAUGGACUACUUGAAUAGAUAUUGGGUUACUAAAGAGAGAUCCAGUGGACAUCGUGACGUUUAUGAUAUUUUCAGCUUGUGUUUAUUAUCUUGGAGGGAUUACAAAUUUUAUCCUAACUUAACCACAUUGAUGGAUCAGAUUAUGGAACAGAUCAAAUUCAAGAGAAUAGGCGUGGCCACUAAUGUCAUGGAUCUGGACGUGGCCAUUCAGUCGUUUAUAUUAUUGGGAUUUGAUGCUAAUGAUUUAAAGAAACAAAAUUUGUCUGUUUAUAUCAAUGAUUUCGAAAAAAGGUUUUUGCUGGAAACUCAAAGUUUCUAUGCUGAAGAAUCAGCGCAAUAUAUUCAAGAAAAUGGUGCUAUUAACUAUAUUCAUAAGGCGUCACAAAGAAUUGAUGAGGAACUCAAAUAUCUAGAAAACUUGAAUGACCAUACCAGAAAACCUUUAAAUACAGUGUUAAACAAUGUUCUGAUCCAAGCACACCAAGAGAGAAUAAGAAAUGAAUUGCCAAGCUUACUUGAUCAGCAACGCUAUGACGAUAUUAAGAAAAUCAACUCAUUACUAAAGAGAGUUCCCCUAACCAUUCCUCCAUUGUUGGAAAUCUUUCAAAACUAUAUUGAGGAACAAGGUAAACAAGAAAUUAUUCACUUUAAAGAACGCUCGCAUCUGGAAUACGAAAAACUAAAUGAAAUCUAUCAAAAGAACCUGCAAGAAUUCAGUAAUGAUCCAAAAGCAAGAUCUAAGUUGAAAAAACCGGUGGAUUCUAUCGAUGCAAAUAGAUAUGUCAAGGUUUUGAUUAAAGUCUAUGAAACAUACAAAGAAGUUGUUGAAACAUCUUUUGAGAAUAACCCUGUAUUUGUUAAGGCGCUUGAAACAGCUUGUCAGAAAUUUAUCAAUUAUAAUAUCAUUGCCACUCCUGAGAUGAGAUCCAAAUCUAAAACAGCUGAAAUUCUAGCAAAAUAUUGUGACGAUUUCUUGAAAAAUAAACAUGAUGAUAUGAGCAUUGAUGAGUUUAUUGUGAUUUUCAAGUUUCUAGAAGAUAAGGAAAGUUUUGAAACUUGGUAUAGAAGACUGCUAUCAAAGAGACUACUAUUUACAACGCUCACCCCAGAAAAUGAGCAGAACGAAGAAUUAAUUGUUCAGAAAUUGAAGGUGGUGAACACUGUUGAAUAUACAAUUAAGAUCACAAAUAUGUUUAACGAUAUUAGAUCGUCCAAGAACUUGGGUCAUGCUUAUAAAGAUUUUGUCACAUCUGGUGAUGAGGAGAUCCCAAAAAAGAUAGUUACAGAAUUAGAUCCAAAGAUUUUGGAUUCUGAAUCAUGGGGCUCACUUUUCAGGAAUGGCAAUGAAUCUUUUAUUUUACCAGAGGAGCUGAUUCAAACAGAGGAGCUUUUCACCAAGCUUUACAAAGAUAAGUAUAAUGGUAGAAAAUUGAACUGGUUAUGGAACAGAGCAAAGGUUGAAGUCAAAGCAAAUAUCUCUAAGCCUGGCAGGCCCCCAUACCAAUUCAUUGUUACAUUGUUUCAGUAUUUAAUUUUGUCUUGUUACCAGGAUGAUGACGAACUCAGUGUGACCACGUUACUAGAAAGGACGGGCCUGUCACCGGAUGUGUUCAAGGCCAAUAUGAUUCCAUUCAUAAAGAACAAAUUAAUUAUUCAGAGCCCACCAGGUGAGAAAAGUAUCCUAUCGCCGGGUACCACCUUUAGAAUUGUAACGGAGUUCACAUCGAAAAAAUUGAAGAUUAAUUUUGCGACGGUCAAGUUGGCAGAUACCCGGUCUGAAGAAAGAGAAACAAAUGAGGAAAUCGCAAGCCAUAAGCAUGAGUUGUUGAAAGCGGGUAUUGUCAGAAUAAUGAAGGCGAGAAAGACACUCAAACAUGAAUCUUUAGUCAGUGAAGUUUAUCAGAUUAUCGAUAGAUUCAAGCCGACCGUUAGUGAAAUCAAAAAGGCCAUCGAAGUGUUGAUUGAGGAGCAGUACCUUGCAAGAGACGAUGAUAGAAAUGGGUACCAUUAUCUUUCUUGA
Molecule: messenger RNA, 2361 nt
Organism: Pichia kudriavzevii
Lineage: Eukaryota; Fungi; Ascomycota; Pichiomycetes; Pichiales; Pichiaceae
Exons: 1
Coding region: 1-2361 (786 amino acids)
Biological process (GO): SCF-dependent proteasomal ubiquitin-dependent protein catabolic process; protein ubiquitination
Cellular component (GO): SCF ubiquitin ligase complex
Molecular function (GO): ubiquitin protein ligase binding
Source: RefSeq, a predicted model, not a curated record